Molecule: messenger RNA, 1086 nt
Organism: Tricharina praecox
Lineage: Eukaryota; Fungi; Ascomycota; Pezizomycetes; Pezizales; Pyronemataceae
Exons: 5
Coding region: 244-864 (206 amino acids)
Source: RefSeq, a predicted model, not a curated record
CGUGGCGAACCAGACCUCUGGCGUAGAGUAGCAGUUACACGGCCAUGUUGCCAAACCCCCGCUCUUCUCCCUCUUCCCCCUCUUCCUUCCUCUAGCUCCUCACUGCUCCGUUUUUCUGUUCACAUCCCUCGCGAAUACUAUCAUAAAUACUGCCCCGCUGAACCGAAUCGAAGAAGCAGCAGUCCCCUCUCUCUCGCCGUCUCCAUCACCGCCCUCGAUAAUCUACUCCAGAGUCCGGUCAACAUGCCUUACGACAAUCACAACCAGCACUAUGAGUGCGUUGGAUCUGGCAUCAACCACGAGGGCACUCGAUAUCAUACGCGCGACUACGGACCCAAUGUCCGGAACAGAUACUGCUACAAUUACUCCAGCACCGAUGGUAGCUACUAUUAUACCAACCCUGAUGGUUCCACCUACUACAAAGACAACCAGGGGAAUAUUACUUACACGCCUCCCGCGCCCGACAACGCCAGUGUGACUGCCGAAGUCCAACGGGUGUCCGCGGAAGUCGAAAAAUCUCUCUUGGACACCGUCGAGAUGCUCCGUGAUGACGAUUCCAUGAUAUCCAGGCGCAAAUUGAUCGAAGUAUUGACAGAUGCCGCCGACUCGCUAGCUCGGCUCAACUUGGCUCCUGGACAGACCAAGAACGCUGCGACGCCUGCAGUUGCAAGGCCAUUGUCAGCCUCCAAGCCCCCGUUUGCAGACGGCCCUGAGUUUAAGAUAUCCAAGAAAGACGAGGAAGUUGAGUCACUAGCUCGGCUUAGCGUAAAUGACACCAAGGCAGUUGCCGGAGAACGGUCAACUGCUCCAAGGACUUCCGACCCAUGGAUGCAACGAUCACCGAGGGCGAAGACAAGGGUAUAGAUCGCUCCGGAACGCAGCCAGAGGGCUGAAGUUCUUGGGCAGUUCGGAUGCCUUAACUCAUAUAUAACUAUUACUAUGUACCUACUAGCAGAUAGGUCGGAAGGCGGAAGCGGGAAAUCACAUGGUUGGGGAGAUUUGAUGGUGAUGAUUCUGUACUGGUCGAAGUUCGCCCAGGUGCGAACGGUGGCUGGGGAUGGUUGGGGGGGGGAGGGGGGGAGGAGG